GAGGCGUCGCGCGGCGGCGGGGACGCGCAGGCGCUGCCAUGGCGACGGCGGCGGAGCAGCAGGGCCAGGCCGCGGCCCGGGAGGAAGCCCCGGAUGGGGCCCGGGAUGAGGCCGCGGCCGGCGCUGAGGAAACGGUGAAGAUCAUCUGCCUGGGCGACAGUGCCGUGGGCAAGUCCAAGUUGCUGGAGCGGUUCCUGCUCGAUGGCUUCCGCCCCCAGCAGCUGUCCACGUUCGCCCUGACGCUGUACCAGCACCGCGCCCGCGUGGGCGGGCAGGAGGUCCGCGUGGACUUCUGGGACACAGCGGGCCAGGAACGGUUCCGGAGCAUGCACGCCUCCUACUACCACCAGGCCCAUGCCUGCAUCAUGGUGUUUGAUGUGCAGCGGAAGGUCACCUACAAGAACCUGAACAGCUGGUACAAGGAGCUGAGGGAAUUCCGCCCAGAGAUUCCAUGCAUUGUAGUGGCCAACAAGAUUGAUGCGGAUAUGAAGGUGACCCAGAAAAGCUUCAAUUUUGCCCGGAAGUUCAGUUUGCCCUUUUACUUUGUGUCUGCUGCUGAUGGCACCAACGUGGUGAAGCUCUUCAACGACGCCAUCAGACUGGCCGUGGCUUACAAACAGCACUCGGGAGACUUCAUGGACGAGGUCCUGCGGGAGCUGGAGAGCUUUGAUCUGCAGAACACAGGCAAGGAUUUGUCAAAUAAAGGGAAAAGCUGCACUGAAGAGGAGCCCUCAUCUGCCUAGGCCUGUUUUCCCCUUGGCUCUGGACAUCUGGGGCCUGCACGGAGGACAGUGAUGCUUCUCAUGCCCUAGAGCUGUGUUGAUGGGCAGCUGGGCCUCUUCCCUUCUUGUGGGAGCCUACCUGGGCAGGAUCUUCAUUGGCUCAGCCCUCACCGCUGCACAUUUCGCUCAGAGGGAUGGGAGAAUCCACAGGAUUCCACAUGGAUGGUGGCUCAUUCCUACUGCUCCUUCAGAACAGAGCUGCCUAGGAGAAGUGAGCCAUCCUGGACCUGCAGGAGGGAUCCUACCCAGGCGCUGUAGUGGUACCUGCUGCAGAAAGCAAACACUAAAGGAUAUUUUUUACAAAGCUA
Messenger RNA from Vidua chalybeata, 1090 nucleotides. Its product is annotated as rab-like protein 2A. Gene Ontology annotation, cellular component: Golgi apparatus; endosome. Lineage: Eukaryota; Metazoa; Chordata; Aves; Passeriformes; Viduidae. The transcript is spliced from 8 exons. The record is from RefSeq and is a predicted model, not a curated record. Gene Ontology annotation, molecular function: GTPase activity; GTP binding. The coding region runs from base 39 to 743 and encodes 234 amino acids.